AUGCAGCUAUUUAAGCAAAUUUUGCAACUACCCCCUGCAAUAUCGAUGGCACCAAGAAAAGUACAAAAGAAGCCCGAGCAAACCAAGGAGGAACAAAAGGAUCUUUCCAAUGACUCCGGUUUAGAUAGUGGAUCCGAAGAACAAACAGCUUCUGAUGAGUCAGGAGAGUCCGAAGAGUCCGAAAGCAUCUCUGGAUCAGCUACAGAGUCCGAAUCUGAAUCAGAACAAUCUUCUUCUUCCUUAUCUCAAUCAAAAUCAACCGAAAAAAAUCAAUCAAAAUCAUCAGAAAUCAAAGAAGAUGAAGAAUCUUCUGAAGAUAAAACAAUCUUUAUUAAAGGUAUUAGCUACUCUGCUACUGAAGAACAGUUACAAGAACUCUUCAGUAAGUCUGGUAAGAUAGUAGAGAUAAGAAUUCCUAGAGCUAGAGAGACUGGUAAAGGUAAAGGCUUUGCCUACAUUGAGUUUGAGACUAAAGAGGCUUGCAAGAACAGUUUAGCCUUAAGUGGGACUGAGUGUGAUGGCCGUAGACUAGUAGUAGAUAUGGCUAAGAGUGGACCUCGUGGUGGUAAUACAGGAGGAGUAGUUGAAGGUGGAGAAAGAGAGUACCAGUCUAGACAUAAUAAUGAUGCUAUCACUGUUUUCUUAGGUAAUGUUCCUUUUGAAUUUGAUAAGGAUGAGUUUAUGGAGUUUUUAAAGGGAUAUGCUAAUGUUAAGGACUUAAGAGUGCCUACUGAUAGGGAUACAGGUAGACCUAAGGGUUUUGCCUUUGCUUCCUUUGAUAGUCAUGCUGAGGCUGAUAAGUUAAUCUCAACUGAACUGAUCUUCCAGGACAGAACUAUUAGGGCGCAGAUUUCAGAGCAGAGGAGGAGUAAUAAUAACGGUCCUCGUCGGGAUGGUGGAUUUGCUCGUGGUGGUCGUGAUAAUGGCAACUUUAAUAAGCGCAGUUGGUCUUCUGAGAAUACUGAUAACAAGAAACACGUGAAAUUUGAAUAA
Messenger RNA from Nematocida homosporus, 993 nucleotides. RefSeq lists its product as uncharacterized. The transcript has a single exon. Bases 1 to 993 code for a protein of 330 amino acids. The record is from RefSeq and is a predicted model, not a curated record. Gene Ontology annotation, molecular function: RNA binding. Lineage: Eukaryota; Fungi; Microsporidia.